AUGGCUGCGAAGCUGCUGCUUCUCCUCUGCCUGUUCUCGGGCUUGCACGCUCGGUCCAGGAGGGUGGAAGAAGAUGAAAAUGAAGACUCUCUGUUAAACCAGAAGUGGGUCUUGGCACCCAGAUCACAGGACACUGACGUGACGCUGAUUCUCAACAAAUUGCUGAGAGAAUAUGACAAAAAGCUGCGGCCGGACAUUGGAAUAAAGCCAACCAUGAUCGAUGUGGACAUUUAUGUGAACAGCAUAGGUCCUGUGUCAUCGAUAAACAUGGAAUACCAAAUUGACAUCUUUUUUGCUCAGACCUGGACAGACAGCCGCCUUCGAUUCAAUAGCACCAUGAAAAUCCUCACCCUGAACAGCAACAUGAUUGGCCUGAUAUGGAUCCCAGACACCAUCUUCCGAAACUCCAAGACCGCGGAGGCUCAUUGGAUCACCACACCCAACCAGCUCCUCAGAAUCUGGAAUGAUGGGAAAAUCCUGUACACGUUACGGCUCACCAUCAAUGCAGAGUGCCAGCUGAAGUUGCACAACUUCCCCAUGGAUGCGCACGCCUGCCCCCUGACCUUCUCUAGCUAUGGUUACCCCAAAGAAGAAAUGGUGUACCGCUGGAGGAAGAACUCGGUGGAGGCAGCAGACCAGAAGUCAUGGCGGCUCUAUCAGUUCGAAUUCAUGGGCCUCCGAAACACGACAGAAAUCGUGAAAACGUCUGCAGGUGACUAUGUUGUCAUGACGAUCUACUUCGAACUGAGUCGAAGAAUGGGGUACUUCACCAUCCAGACGUAUAUCCCCUGCAUCCUGACUGUGGUUCUGUCCUGGGUGUCAUUUUGGAUCAAAAAAGAUGCGACACCAGCAAGAACCACUUUAGGCAUCACCACAGUGCUCACCAUGACCACGCUCAGCACCAUUGCCAGGAAGUCCCUUCCUAGGGUAUCCUACGUCACCGCCAUGGACCUCUUUGUGACCGUGUGCUUCUUGUUUGUCUUUGCCGCCCUGAUGGAGUACGCCACCCUCAACUACUACUCCAGCUGUCGAAAGCCAGCCGUCAGGAAGAAGAAGGCAUCGUUAUUGCAUCCAGAUUCCACAAGAUGGAUUCCUGACCGAUUAAGCCUACAAGCACCCUCUAACUAUUCCCUCCUGGACAUGAGGCCUCCACCACCUGUGAUGGUCACGCUAAACAAUUCCCUGUACUGGCAGGAGUUCGAGGACACCUGCGUCUACGAGUGUCUAGAUGGCAAGGACUGCCAGAGCUUCUUCUGCUGCUAUGAGGAGUGCAAGUCGGGCUCAUGGAGGAGAGGGCGUAUCCACAUCGACGUCUCAGAACUGGACUCCUACUCCCGGGUCUUCUUCCCCACGUCCUUCCUGCUCUUCAACCUGGUCUAUUGGGUGGGAUACCUGUAUCUUUAAGUGCUGCUCUGAGGAUGACUGGAGAGUACUUGAUUUACGUGUUUCCCUUCCCCCACCCCC
This is a messenger RNA of Arvicola amphibius (Eurasian water vole), 1464 nucleotides long. RefSeq names its product gamma-aminobutyric acid type A receptor subunit gamma3 (gene Gabrg3). Gene Ontology annotation, molecular function: benzodiazepine receptor activity; inhibitory extracellular ligand-gated monoatomic ion channel activity; GABA-gated chloride ion channel activity. Gene Ontology annotation, biological process: chloride transport; signal transduction; gamma-aminobutyric acid signaling pathway. The transcript is spliced from 10 exons. Lineage: Eukaryota; Metazoa; Chordata; Mammalia; Rodentia; Cricetidae. Gene Ontology annotation, cellular component: dendrite membrane; neuron projection; GABA-A receptor complex. The record is from RefSeq and is a predicted model, not a curated record. Bases 1 to 1404 code for a protein of 467 amino acids.